Messenger RNA from Paramecium sonneborni, 1203 nucleotides. NCBI's taxonomy places the organism in Eukaryota, Ciliophora, Oligohymenophorea, Peniculida, Parameciidae. The record is from the annotation of a GenBank genome assembly.
AUGGAAACAAAUUACUAAAAAGAAACCAAAAGACCUUAAUAAAGUAUAUGUUAUUUUCUAUAAUAGUACUUAAAAUGGCAAAACUUAACAAUACUUACAAAGAACCAGAAGACACUUAUGAGCCAAAAAGAAGAGUAAAAAAUUAAAGUACAUUUUAUACAUUUAGUUUUAGUACAAUAAUUAAACGAAGAUUCUUCGACGUUUAAUGGAAUGGAAUAUUUUGAAAGCUAAUAAUAGAAGUUACCAUAAGAACAAAAAGAAAAGACUCCUGAAAAAGCAGAAAGUGUGUCAUCAAUUUUAGCUAAAGGAUCAUUGAGGGAAAGAUUCUCUAAUCUUCAUUUGAUCACUUCAAUCGAUAAAAUGUUAAUGUAUAGUAAAUAUUCAAAUUUGUGUCACUUUUUUAAAGAAAUAGAUGAAAUGCUUUUAUUUCUUCAAAGUUAAUAAAAACCGCCAUUCUUAAAUACAAUUUAUGAAUUAUUGAGCCAAAAUUCAAAAAUUAAAGUCACCUAAUAAAUAAUUCAAUAAAUAUUGGAAAUCUAUCCUAAUGCUUAUGAUGUCAAUUGGUCAUUAAAUGAAAAAUUAAUACAAUUAGAUAGAAGUGAUUUAAUCAUCAGAGCAAAUAUUAAGUCUCAUGUUUAGUUGGGGGAACGUCUCCAUUAUUUCAAACAAUUAAUGUUUGACUAUAUAUAAAAAAAUGGAGAAUAAAUUGGUUUAGCAAUUUUACCCUAAAACACAAUUUAAUAACAAUCCCAAAUUAAAACAUAAGUAUAAAAUGUCUUAACCAAAUAAAUAUAAUAAUAACCUUAAAAACAUGAAAUCUAAAGUUAAGUAUCGAAAGAACCAACUUAUUCAAAAGUCAGUUAAAUUUUAAUAGAGAAAUUAAAAUAAAAAAAGAAACUAGAAAUUAUUCAAACUGAUCAUUUAGCACCAAAAAAAUAAUUAAUUGCUCUAUCCUCUUUAAUUCAUUAAUAUUAUCUUGUAAGGGAUGUUUCAAAUAUGUUUUUAUUAAAUGUUGUGAAAUAUGCUCUAAAUAGUCUUAAGCAAUUUAUGCUUGAUGAAAAUUAAUUAAAAAAUUUUAUUGAUUAACUAAUAAAAUUAUGUCCACAUUGGAUUAAAUUGAUUGAUAAUUAAAGUGGCACAAUCUUGAGGAUGAAUAAGGAAAUAGAUUUACCAUCUAUAAUUAGAUCAAUUGAACAAAUGUGA